AUGGACGAGAAGGGCACAGUGGACGAGAAGGACGUCAUACCCGAGGCCCCGCCGCCCUACAUUGCGGCCGCAGCUGAGCAUGGCAUCCGUCUCCGUCAGAGCGCACCACCCCGUCCUGGACCAAGAAGAUUCGAGCUCCCCGUGAUCGCACAUAUCAAGGAAAAAAGAGCAAUUCUCGCGUCGGCAUCACCAAGGAGAAAAGCCCUGCUGGCACAGGUCGGUCUUACCAAUCUAGAAAUCAUCCCCUCCACAAAGCCCGAAAACCUUGACAAGCUCGCCCUCGGUCCGCUGGAGUAUGUCGCCGCAACCGCGCGGCAAAAGUGUUUGGACGUCUACACAUCGGCGAUAGAAGCGCAGAACAAGGCCAUCGUGGCCAAGGAGGCCAACCCGCCCGAGGAUGUCGAUCUGGUUAUCUCAGCCGACACCGUGAUCGUGACGCGGGACGGACGCAUCCUUGAGAAGCCGCGGUCCGAAAAUGACCACAUAGCCAUGCUCAAACACUUGCGCGACACAGAGGUCCACCGCGUGCUGACCUCGGUAUGUGUUCUCGCGCCCAGGGAGGACGCGGUUCACCCUGGGUACGAGAUGGAAGUGCACACCGAGGAGACAAAGGUCUACUUUGCGCAGGAGAGCGAGGGCCUGCCGGAUGAUGUCAUAGAGUCCUAUGUCAAGACGCGGGAGGGCGCGGACAAGGCUGGAGGCUAUGCGGUGCAGGGUCUGGGUGGCCUGGUGCUGGUGUCGAGGAUUGAGGGAAGCUUUGACAAUGUAAUUGGGCUGCCGGUGAGGAAAUGCCUGCAGCUGGCAGAGAAGGUCAUCUUUAAGCAACAUGGCCAGUACGACAUUGAGCCAAGUAGCGAGGAGGAAGAUUAA
This is a messenger RNA of Pyricularia pennisetigena, 870 nucleotides long. RefSeq lists its product as uncharacterized. The transcript has 2 exons. The record is from RefSeq and is a predicted model, not a curated record. Gene Ontology annotation, molecular function: nucleoside triphosphate diphosphatase activity. Lineage: Eukaryota; Fungi; Ascomycota; Sordariomycetes; Magnaporthales; Pyriculariaceae. The coding region runs from base 1 to 870 and encodes 289 amino acids.